GAGGGAGGGAAAAAUGUCCCAGAUUCCCAUGGUGUUUAUUGGAGAGUGAAACUGAACUAAGCCGAUCUAACCAGGAGGAAAUGUAAGUGAAAAGACGAUAGAUAACGAGAGAGGGAGAGCAGGAAAGAGAGAGAGAGGAGAGAGAGAUAAAAUAUGUGACAACUGUCAACUCACAGCAAUAGUUUCUGGACUUCUAAGGGUGAAAAACUACAAGUGUUCCUUCAUUUUAUUUAGUCAAGCUCUCUUUAGCACUCUCAGGGAUUCUUUUGGGGUCUUUCGAGUUUUGGAGGCUCACCUUUGGAGUUAACGGCGCUCCAGGCUGAAGUUUGUGCACCAGGGCCCCGUCUGGAUUCUGACUUUUGAGUGGGACGAAGCAGCAAGAGAUGUACUUGUAUAAGGCGACUUGCUCAGACAUCCCCAACCCAAAGCCAAAGACAGGACAGAAGCCGGGAGAGAGGGGACAAUCCCGCUGUGGCAGGCAAAACUCCGGAGAGAAGGGUUACCCUCCGCUCAUGUGCUGGGGCAGCCUGAGGACUAAUGCACACCUGGAGCUCAAACGCCUGGAGGAGUUUCUCAACACGCACACACUCUCACUGCAGGACUCAGUACGGGCCAGGACCGGCAUGGCUUACAGGAACCUUGGGAAGUCUGGAUUGAGAGUAUCUUGUCUAGGCCUUGGUACUUGGGUGACAUUUGGAGGUCAGAUUUCUGACGAGGUGGCCGAGCAGCUGAUGACCAUCGCCUACGAGAGCGGCGUGAACCUGUUUGACACAGCGGAGGUGUACGCGGCGGGAAAAGCGGAAAUCAUCCUGGGAAACAUCAUCAAGAAGAAGUGCUGGAGGCGAUCCAGUUUAGUGAUCACGACCAAGCUCUACUGGGGAGGAAAAGCUGAAACUGAGAGAGGCCUGUCCAGAAAACAUAUAAUAGAAGGCCUCAAGGGUUCGCUUCAGAGGUUGCAGCUGGAAUAUGUGGACGUGGUCUUCGCCAACCGGCCGGACAGCAACACACCAAUGGAAGAGAUCGUGAGGGCGAUGACCUACGUGAUCAACCAGGGAAUGGCCAUGUACUGGGGGACGUCGCGAUGGACAGCCAUGGAAAUUAUGGAAGCGUACUCUGUGGCCAGGCAGUUUAACCUGAUCCCGCCGGUGUGCGAGCAGGCCGAGUAUCAUCUCUUCCAGAGAGAGAAAGUGGAGGUGCAGCUGCCUGAGCUCUACCACAAGAUAGGUGUGGGUGCUAUGACCUGGUCUCCUCUAGCCUGUGGCAUCAUCACCGGGAAGUAUGAAAACGGCAUCCCGGAAUCCUCUAGGGCCUCGAUGAAGUCGUACCAGUGGCUGAAGGAUAAGAUCAUGAGCGAGGACGGGAGGAAGCAGCAGGCUAAGCUGAAGGAGUUGGCUCACAUUGCUGAGAAGCUGGGCUGCACUCUGCCUCAGCUGGCCGUAGCCUGGUGUCUGAGGAACGAAGGAGUGAGUUCUGUUCUCUUAGGAACCUCCAACCCAGAACAGCUAACAGAAAACCUGGGAGCCAUUCAGGUCCUUCCCAAGAUGACCUCCCACAUUGUGGCUGAAAUCGACCACAUACUCGGCAACAGGCCCUACAGUAAGAAGGACUACCGCUCGUAGGGAAGUUGGGUCACGUCCUCAACAAAACACGUCUCUCCUCCUCCUCUUCUUCCUCCUGGCUUCGGCCUCUCACUGGAGCCCGAGAGAGCCGAGCCGUCUGCAUGCCUCCCCUACCCACCUGCCAGUAACUCCGCUGGGGUGUCCCAGCACUCCGCUACCAUGCAGCCAUGCAUCGCAAUGAUGAGAACCACCGACCGAACACAAACUGCAAGAAUCACCAGUCGUCAUGUAGCAAGAGCUGCACACCCUCUGACCCAGGCAGUGUCCUGACCCCAACGUGAGAGCCCACUGGAGACUUGGAGAAGGUCAUAGGGACCGGAGGUGUGGAGCAUGUCGCCCUCUGCUGUUCAUACAGGAGCCUUGUUGCCAUAAAACUAAGGAGGAGACGAACUCUGUGGUGCAAAGGCGUCCUUUAUGUGCAUCCAUAGAGGCUGGUUUUGCCGGCCUUUGCCUGUUUAAAGACUGCGUUACUGAUUGCAUCACAGAGUAUUGAAAUGAGCCACAUUCGCGCUUCUGGCACAAAAGGACAACAUUUGGCUUUAUGAGCUGUGAAACUUAGCAUAGGAAUGAAAAAGAGCAUCCGAAGGAUAUUUGCAACCGGCACA
This is a messenger RNA of Colossoma macropomum (tambaqui), 2224 nucleotides long. It is a transcript of the gene kcnab1a, whose product is annotated as potassium voltage-gated channel, shaker-related subfamily, beta member 1 a. NCBI's taxonomy places the organism in Eukaryota, Metazoa, Chordata, Actinopteri, Characiformes, Serrasalmidae. Gene Ontology annotation, molecular function: potassium channel regulator activity; voltage-gated potassium channel activity; transmembrane transporter binding. Gene Ontology annotation, cellular component: voltage-gated potassium channel complex; juxtaparanode region of axon; cytoplasm. Gene Ontology annotation, biological process: transmembrane transport; negative regulation of delayed rectifier potassium channel activity; potassium ion transport. Bases 384 to 1619 code for a protein of 411 amino acids. The record is from RefSeq and is a predicted model, not a curated record. The transcript has 14 exons.